GUUUGUCAGUUCUGCGUGUCGUCUGUGGUGAGACACGGCAUCCAGAUUAUCCAGAUAGAAGACAGGACCAUCCUGGUUAACAACACCCCCUACCUCCUGUCAUAUAGAGCCCUACUGUCUGACCAGGCCCUGGGGACCACCGACCAGGCCUGUUCUCUCCCAGAUACAGCGGUGUUCAGCCUUGCCCCAGCAGGAGAGAACACACCUUCCACACCUGUCUCUGUGGCCUGCUGGGACCUGCUGAGAAAGGAGGGGGAGAUCCCUCAGUUCCCUCUACCAAGCAGACACAUGAUGUUCAGCUGCCUGCCCACCACAGACCCUGGACCUGUAGCUGGGUCUGAGUCCUGGAGCCUCCCGGCCCCCAUCAGACCUGACUUCCCCAGGCAGAGUGUGGCCGUCCCUGGGGAGAUCUGCAGUAGCAGUGGUCUGAGCACCAGAGCGUUGGUGAUGACGUACCAGGAACACCUGGGCGUCACCUACGUGACGCUGAACGAGGACCCCUGUCCUCACAUGGUCAUCCACAACCAGACCCCUCUGUCUAUGCUGCUCAGGGAGAACGUCAAGGAACCCCCCAGGACAGAGGUGUACUGCCGCCCCCUCCCUGCCAACUCCUCCCUCCACCAUGGCCUCUACCACCACUUCUCCAGCUUCCCUGCCUGCAGACAGAGAGAGCCUCUACCCACCGUGCUGCUGAAGACCAGUCCUGACCCCAACAGUCUCCAGCCCAGCGACCUGCAGGCGUCUCCGGAGUGGAGCGACCCCGUGGACAUCAACUGCCCCGGCACACAGGUGGUUUUCCUACCAGGGUUUGGCUGUCUCUACAUAGAUGUCAUCCAUCAGGGUGGUACAGUCAUCCUCACCCUGGCACCAGAGGGCAGCGUGGACUCUGUCAUGAGCCUGCACAACAGGACGUCCAAUCGGAAGCUGGCGUUCAGGGUGUUGCUGAGCGAGGCCAGUGUGUCGCUGAGUGAUGACAUCACCAGUCGUUCGGGUUCCGUGGAGCUCUUGAGGCUGACUCUGUCCAAACUGCUACUGAACCUGUGUCCUGCCCGUCUGGGUGACUCUGGCAUGGGGCUGGUCACCGCCGGGAUGGGAGAGGCCUGUCUGGUCGAAGUCCACUGUGCCAGCCUGCAGGUGGAUAACCAGCUGUAUAACCGUGCCAGCUUCCACUUCCCAGUGUUGUUGUGCCAGGAGCAGUGUGUGGAGCUCCCCCUCUGGACCAGCGAUGCCAACCCCACCACCUCACUACAGGCCCUGGAGGAGUUUAAGGCAUCGUGCUUCCUCCAGCUGGGACUCACCUUGGACAGGGAGGGCUACAGUGUGGACCAGCUGACCUUCCACAUCAAACCAGCCCGUCUCUACCUAGAGGACACCUUCGUCUACUACAUCAAGACUCUGUUUCACACCUACAUCCCAGACUCAGCCCUGGCCCCUUCCCCGGGCCCUAACCCCUCGGAGCGCUACGGGGGUCCCCUGCUCCCGGAGACCGUCGUUCGGUCCAUCCCAGCCCUGGUGCGCCCUCUGAGGCUGCAGCGCCUGGUCAUUCAGCCAGUUGACCUGUUGGUCAGCAUCCACGCCUCUCUGAAGCUCUACAUCGCCUCGGAUCACACGCCGUUGUCGUUCUCCCUGUUCGACAGAGGACCGCUCUGUACUACAGCCAGACAGCUGAUCCACGCACUCACCAUGCACUAAACGCUGCCGGGGCACUGUUCAGAGCUGGCUGGGUGGUGGGGUCUCUGGAUCUCCUUGGUAGUCCUGCCAGUCUGGUAAGGUCCAUCGGUAACGGAGUAUCAGACUUCUUCCGUCUGCCAUACGAGGGUUUGACCCGGGGC
Messenger RNA from Oncorhynchus kisutch (coho salmon), 1832 nucleotides. RefSeq names its product vacuolar protein sorting-associated protein 13B-like. Lineage: Eukaryota; Metazoa; Chordata; Actinopteri; Salmoniformes; Salmonidae. The record is from RefSeq and is a predicted model, not a curated record. The annotation marks the transcript as partial. The transcript has 9 exons.